This is a messenger RNA of Astyanax mexicanus (Mexican tetra), 3533 nucleotides long. RefSeq names its product inhibitor of nuclear factor kappa B kinase subunit epsilon (gene ikbke). The record is from RefSeq and is a predicted model, not a curated record. Gene Ontology annotation, cellular component: cytoplasm. Gene Ontology annotation, biological process: peptidyl-serine phosphorylation. Lineage: Eukaryota; Metazoa; Chordata; Actinopteri; Characiformes; Acestrorhamphidae. Gene Ontology annotation, molecular function: ATP binding; protein serine/threonine kinase activity. Bases 128 to 2293 code for a protein of 721 amino acids. The transcript is spliced from 21 exons.
UGUGUGUGUGUGUGUGUGUGUGUGUACACACUGUACAGUAGAGAGAAGUCGACAUGCUGGAGCUGCUCGUCGUUGUUUGUGUCUCAGACUGAAUUCAUUUGGAUUAAAUUAAUCCGGUGGGCUCACCAUGACGGCAAGUACAGCGCAUCAUCUUUGGUCCCUUGAUGACAAUCUGGGUCAGGGAGCGACAGCGAACGUCUAUAAAGCCCGAAAUAAGAAAAAAGGUGAGGUGGUUGCGGUGAAGGUGUUCAAUGUGGCCAGCUACAGCAGACCGUAUGAGGUCCAGAUGCGGGAGUUUGAUAUGUUGAGGCGACUGAAUCAUGUCAAUAUCGUCAAACUCUUCGCCGUGGAGGAGAUGCACUUGAACCCCAAGCAGAAGGUUCUGGUGAUGGAAUUCUGUUCAGGGGGAAGUUUGCUGAAUGUGCUGGAGGAGCCAAAGAAUGCCUUUGGUCUGUGUGAAUCAGAAUUCCUUAUAGUGCUACGGUGUGUGGUUCAUGGCAUAAAACAUUUACGUGAUAACGGGAUGGUCCACCGAGACAUCAAGCCAGGAAACAUCAUGAGACAAGUGGGCGAGGACGGACGCUCCAUCUACAAGCUCACAGACUUCGGUGCUGCUCGAGAACUGGAGGACGACGAGACGUUUAUGUCCAUAUACGGCACAGAAGAGUACCUGCAUCCGGACAUGUACGAGCGGGCGGUGCUGAGGAAGCCCCAGCAUAAGACCUAUGGCGUGACAGUGGAUCUGUGGAGCAUCGGCGUCACCUUCUACCACGCCGCCACGGGCAGCCUGCCUUUCAUACCGUUUGGCGGUCCACGCAGGAACAAGCCUAUCAUGCAUAAGAUCACGACUGAAAAGCCUGAUAAGGUGAUAGCAGGAGUGCAGAAGGUGGAGAAUGGAGAGAUUGAAUGGAGCUACCAGUUGCCUGACUUCUGCCAGCUUUCAGAGGGUUUGAAAAUGCAGCUGGUGCCAGUUCUGGCCAACAUCCUGGAGGCCAACCAGGAGAAAUGCUGGGGUUUUGACCAGUUCUUCGCUGCUACCACAGAUAUCCUCCAGCGCAUCCAUAUCCAUAUCUUCUCUCUUCAGCAAGCCACAGCCCACACCAUCUACAUCCACUUCUACAACACCGCUUCAAUCUUCUUUGAAGAAGUCCAGGCUCAGACUGGAAUUGUACCAGAAGUCCAGCAGUACUUCUUUCAAGGUCAUCCGCUCCCCAUGGAGCCCAGCAUGAAAGUGGUCAAUCUGCCGCCCACCACGCCAGACCGGCCCAUUUUCCUGCUUAGCAGACGACCCGAGAAGAUGGCGGUACAACCUCCUAAAGAGCCUGAGACACCAGUCAUGCCCUCUAGGUUUGAUGUGGUGGCAGAUUAUGCCUUCUCAAAGACCAUGGUUCGAGUCAUUCAGCAGUUUUUGAGGAUUGCACAGAUUCUACAUAAGCACCGAGACCUCAUUCUACAGGGAUUCUAUAGCUAUAUUGAAAGUGUUCGUAUCGAGUGCAGCAACACAGCACACAAGAUCGCUAUGGUGAACAUGAAGCUUAUGUCCUGCCUGAGCACAGAAGAGGCACUUCAAACACUAGGCCAGUUUUCACCUGACAUUCCAGAUUCCUUCGACUGCAAGCAAAAGCUUCGCUUGAUCCAGGAGAAUUUGCCUGUGUAUGGCAGCAGCAUCAGAGAACACCAGGGCAAACUGCACCACCUGCACGUGGAGCUCGCCAAGCACUCUGAGACUCUGGCUGAGGACAAAAGUGUACAGAAGAUGGAGACUCUUUCGGAGAAGAUUGCGGCAAUUCAUCAGCAAUAUCGACAAGACAAAUUAGCUGACAAGCUUAGUUACAACGACGAGCAGAUCCACAAGUUUGAAAAGUUAAACCUGUCAUCCCACAUUAAGAAGGUGAAGGGGCUGUUUCGAGAUGACUGUCUGCAGAGGUAUCAGGAAGUCCUGGCUGCAGUGGGGGUGUGGAGCAGUUCGCUGUAUGAUGUGCAGGCACGGUUAGAACAGUUCAGCGGUUUCUUUCUGCAACUGAUUGGAGAUCUGCAGAUGUGUGAGAGACAUCAGACCAAGGUUCUGGAGAGAGCGCUGGUAAUGGGUCUUCAGAGACCGGCAGGAGCAGAGGCCGGAGACGGACUGAAGAAUAAAGACCACAUGAUUCUCAGGAUGAAGAGAUUAAGAGAUGAAAUGGAAACAGUUGCAAGAGAGCUGCAGAAUAACAACCAUAUGAUAGAAAGUAUUAGCGUAUUUAACUCAGCACUGGUGGUGGAUCCCAGUUUACCCCAACCCCCAAACCGACUGUGACGAACGCCACCUAGCAUCCUAGCGACCGAGCUAACAAACUACUACUCUUCCACACUGCAGCUUUAAAAAGGAGAUGAACAAGGGAACGAAGAAAAACAAAAAGCAAAAGGUCAACUCAGCACAAGCCUCUGCAUCUCCAUUUCCUCUUUUAUAUACGUUUGACUUAAGGAUUAUCAACGACUCGCACUGAUCCACAACUCCAGCCACACCAGCACCUCUGCUAAUCUCAGUGCUCUCUGUGUUAAAUAUUGAUGCCUCCGUUUAUUUUUCAGCAUCACACUGUUCGGACUAUUGCACAGCUGUGUGAAUAGGUGCUAAAUAUGUCACACAUACGGGUCUAAUGGAUUUGCUUUGAUAGAUAACGAUGCAGCACAGCUCAUUUAAUUAAUGUAUUGAUCCACGGAGGAGAAGCUGUGAAUAAUAAGGAAAGAUUAAAACUUGCCUGACUGGGAAAAAAUGUGCUGCACAGCUGCAAAAGAUGGGAAAACACUGUAUGUUGUUGGAUCUAAGUGGUUUUAGAAAUGUAAAUAUUGGCAGACAGGCACACAAACGCACAUACGGGGCAGUUUCAACCAAAACCCAAUUAGCCAAUUAGUCUUUGGACUGUGGGAGGAAACCUAUGCAGACACAGGGAGAACAUGCAAAGUCUACACAAAAAGACCCAGGUCACCCCAGCCGGGAAUCAAACCCAGGCCGUCUUGCUGUGAGGCAACAGCGCAACCCACUGCGCCACCAUGCCACCAUGACAUGAACACCAUUGUACACUGUUGAGCUGAAAUGCUUUUGAGCUCAUAAGGUGUAAGCAAGAAAAGAUUUGCCUUGUUUUAGGAUGUAGAUUUUUUAAAUAGUAUAAAGAGGACAAAAAAAAGGCAGUCUUAUUCCAACACGCCCCUCUCCAUUCAACCAUAGCAUUAGGACCACAGAUAUUGGGCUGUUUUUGGGCAAAGAAAUGCUUAUUCAUUUUUUUAUUAAUUAUUAUUAUUAAUUAUUAAUAAUAAGACCAUUGGAUGCUGUUGGGCCUAAAUGGUUUAAGGUUUAGAAAUGGUGUAAAAAGACCAAAAACGUGUUCUUAUCUCACAUCCAACUUCAUGUUUUUCUGCAGUCUUUGAUUUUGAAAUUCAUUUGACAUCAGACUUUUUAAGGUGUUUACUCCUCUGUGUCUUUAAAGGCUGUUCUUGUGUCCUUUGUGGUUAUUUCGAAACUGUGAUAGGGUCUAAAAAUAAAAGGUUUAAAAUGGUAA